Crotalus tigris (Tiger rattlesnake) is the source of this 1133-nucleotide messenger RNA. Its product is annotated as dynein light chain Tctex-type protein 2B-like. NCBI's taxonomy places the organism in Eukaryota, Metazoa, Chordata, Lepidosauria, Squamata, Viperidae. The record is from RefSeq and is a predicted model, not a curated record. Gene Ontology annotation, molecular function: dynein intermediate chain binding. Gene Ontology annotation, cellular component: cytoplasm; cytoplasmic dynein complex. Bases 390 to 797 code for a protein of 135 amino acids. Gene Ontology annotation, biological process: microtubule-based movement. The transcript has 5 exons.
AGAACCGAAAACAAAUAGCGACGGUUCAUUUUCUCUUUGAUUUUGUGUCUGAUUGUUAUCUAUCAAGAUAUCGAGAUGGUUCGCUUUUGAGUAGGUGGUCCCGUCACCCUCGUGACGUUUGAGCGAAAGGAAAGAAAGGCGACUCUUCACUUUUCUAUCUCUAUUCUCAGCUGUCUCUGGCCCUUGAGCAUUAUAGACAUGCGGCGGGCUAGAGCGGCACCACUGCCCCGCUUGGUCGACGUGCUUGGUGCGGGGCGAAGCUUUAUUCCCGGAAGUGACGUUCAGGAAAAAGUCUCUUGGCGGAACGAAAGAGCAGGAACCGGAAGUUCGGGGCGUCGUCGCCCUAGCAACGCCGUAGGGACGCUGUCUCCAGCGAAGCGGCCGCUGCCAUGGCGGAACCGGCGCCGCCCUUGACGCCCACCCCGACCACGACCCCGACGCCGGUGGCCCGGCAGAGCAGCGCCCCCAGCCCCGCCCGGGCCUACCACCUGCGCCCGGCCUUCCACCACAGGUUCCGUUCUUCCAUGGUGAAAGAUUGCAUCCACGAAAUCCUGAAGGAAGAGCUGGCCAAUGUGCAGUACAACCCGGAGGAGAUCGGAGGCCGAACCAAAGUCUUAUCCGAGCUGAUCCGCGACAGACUAAAAGCAUGGCUGCUCGUUGUUUCUGGGAUGCUGACACUGAUAACUACGCUGAGGAUGUUUUCAUCAAUGAAAGCCUCUUCUGUGUGGCUGUCGUCUUUGGCUGUUUUUUCUACUAAAGCCGACUGCAAGUUCAAAGAAGAACGGCAUUUCUUUUAAAGAUCCUGAAGAAAGCAGGACGAUACGCUCCGUUUCCCUCCCUCACGCCUUCCUGUGUGUGCUUGCACACGCGUGUAUACCAGUGUACAUAGUCCAUUGUGAGAAAUAUAAUUUCCAAAUGACGUUGUUAAGGUACCACAGACUCCAGCUCUUGCUGUUUUGUAUAUAAAGAGAACUCCAGCCCGGUUGCUCUGGGAAUGGAGAACAACCCACAGUUCAUUGCAUAAAUAAUUUCUCUACUGUGUUGCCCCCUGUGCUUAGUGACAUCUGUACAUGGGUGCUGAAUGUGACCAUUUAAAUACAGGUGUUAACAAACGUUACCCUUAUCCUUGCAAA